AUGGGAAUUGAUGCGAAAGAUGUCGGAACUCUGUUCUGGAAAAUUCUCAUAUUUUCCACGAACACCACUUAUACAUACGUAACGAAACACCCGUUUGUUUCUAGUGUUUCUGCGUUUGUCUUCCUCUUAUACAUAUUUCUCCCUCGGCUUUUCUAUUUCAUGCUUUACUCUUCUCCGUUAAUCGCCUGCUCUGCGUUUUAUCUUCGGAACCAUCCAAGUUUCAAGCUUUUCAAUAUCAAAACGGGUGAUGAUGGCUUAUCCCCUGAUUCCCAAAAGAGAUCUGAGGAAGAAACAAGGAAGGCUGACUUAAAGCACCAACGAAGUGUUCGACGAAACGCCAGAAGAAAAGUUGAAGAGGUUGGCAAAGAUUGGGACUCAUCUCAGGCCAGCGAGGAUGAGAGAGACAAAGUCAUUUUAACAACUCUCUAUGGGGAAAUCCCCAACACUAAAAAAACUCCCAAACUUCAGAAAUUCAAGACAGACAGAGCCUUUCUUGUGUCUGAAGAUUUCUCCUUUGACCCUAGCCUGGACGAAGAAUCUCCUUCAGUGACCGAAAACGUUUCUGUUGUGGAUCCAUCCGAGAGGUUAACGAGUGGUGGUGGCGAAACCGAGAUAGAGUGUUCCUCAUCAUCAGGAGGUGAAGAAGAAACUAGCCGUGAAGACAUAAAGGUUGUAGCUUGGACUGAGAAUGAUCAGAAGAAUUUGAUGGAUUUGGGAAACUCUGAGAUGGAACGUAACAAGAGGUUAGAGCAUUUGAUUACCAGAAGAAGAAUGAGGAGAGUAGUCAAACUUGCCGCUGAGGGAAGCUUAAUGGAUAUGGAAGUUCCUCCAAUCUGUGUUGGACGAAACUAUUUCGGUUUGGAUCAAGAAAACUACAUAAUUGAUGGGAUUCAAAUGCCUGAAUCUGCACCUUCUGUGUUAUUACCAACAAAAAAUCCUUUUGAUCUUCCUUAUGGUCCACAAGAAGAGAAGCCUAACCUCUCAGGAGAUAGUUUUCAGCAAGAGUUUGCAGCCAACCCUAAUGAUAUCUUCUUCUGCCGCCAUGAAAGCUUUUGCCGCAGAGUCUUUCCACUGAAUAAUCAGUUUGAGUCGAAAUGGGAACCGUGGAAAAAAAAAUCAAUUGAUGGUUGGCCUAGAACACAUCAAGGUAGCAAUGAUGGAUUGGUUUGGGAGAAGCAUUCUCUAAUGGAAGGAAAAAAUCUAACUAGAGCAGAAGAAAAUGAUAUAGCAACAGAACACAGGACAGAGAUCGUUAUGGGUGAUUCAAACUCAAUGCUUCAUCCUGGAGAAAGGGAAAUGGAUUCUGAUGCCUCAGAUCAAGCAGACUCUUCUGGAACUUCCGGGAGGCGAAAUGGUGAUCUUCGUGUUGAAAACCCUCUAGUUGGUUUAGUUCCAAGAAACACUGGUUCGCUUUCGAGUUCAUUAGCAGCCGAAAGGCAAAGAUACAUGGAGCAUUUUGGUUACAGCUCAAGAAAAGGUCAUAAGUUAUCCGUGGAAUCUGAUCUUCAAGUUGAGUUUUCUGAAAUCGGAUCACCUCCCACUACGGUUGAUGGGAAUAAUUCUUCUGAUGAGGAGAAAUCACUCUUUGUUUACGAAUCAGACACUGGAAAGGAAACAGGCUUUAGUGGUGAUGUAAAGGAGGUGAUACAGAAGAGCAUUGUAGAUACAAUUGCAGAAUCUCAACUGUUACCUGUGGGGAAAGUUGAUCAAGAUUUCAAUGAAGCAAGUUCUUUACUUUCUCAAGAAACUUAUGUAGCCAAACAAUGUGAGGGUCUAUCUGAUGGUACAAAUGUCAAUGGAAGAUCUGAGGAAGAGGAUAGAUCCAAACACCUUCUACCGGAGAAUUCAGAGAGAGGAUCGCAUAUAUCUGAAGAGGCUAAGGUUCCUCACAUCAAUGAAGUUAUUUCGAAACAAAAACAAGAGGAGGAAUCACAGGAACUUCUCCAAAACUCAACUGACGAGAUGAAGUUAAGUAAUGACUCUGAUGAGCCUGAACCCUCUGAGGGAAGAACCAAUCAAAAAUCAGAAGAGCAUUUUGUGGAAAAUGAUGGAGGCCAAUCAACACAAGAGAUGCAAGAACUUGUGGAGCCUGAAGUUUCAAAUGUGAAUCAUGUCACAUCAGACGACUCUGCUACUUCCCCAAUAUCAGUGUUACCAGACAUGUUGUUACCUUUAGAACAGACUUAUACUCUUACUUCUGAGAGCUUGGAACAUACAUCAGAUAGUCAACCGCAACCUGUAAUUCCAUAUAUGGAAUCUCCUCAGAAUCAAUCAGGUGGUGACAGUAACAGUUUAGAAACAGAGGAACAAGCUGAGGCAAGAAGUGAGGAAGCUACAGAGGAAGAAUCAUCUUCAGAUGCAGUAUAGAAAGUAUAUUAAUUAGCUAAAUGUCAGAUUUAUCCUAUAGUUGAAGAUAAUUGCAUUGGAAUUUGAUUCAGUGCAGUUGAGUGAGUGGUCAUCAAU
Messenger RNA from Capsella rubella, 2463 nucleotides. RefSeq lists its product as uncharacterized. Lineage: Eukaryota; Viridiplantae; Streptophyta; Magnoliopsida; Brassicales; Brassicaceae. The record is from RefSeq and is a predicted model, not a curated record. Bases 1 to 2367 code for a protein of 788 amino acids. The transcript has 4 exons.